AUGCACCUUGUUGAUUUCCCACUCUCCCAUCUGUGUGAAUUGUCUCAAUAUCUCACAGCAGCCAUUUCACUCUUGGUUGUGACAAAAAGGGUCAAACUGGAGUCAUCAGAACCACCUAAAACAACCCCAAACACUUCCUGGACAAUCCCACACACCCAGGAACACCAUGACCCCUACCCAGAGCAGUCCUUCAUCAGGCCAACACCUGUAGAUCUCCCAAGCACAUCUCAAGCAGCAACAAGUAAUCCCCUAAGCAAAGAAUGUCUAUCAGUGCAACCAGGAGAAACAAAUGAAGAAAAGGAGGCAAGAACGCUACACAACAUUGCUACCAUCAUGGGCAGAGUCUUAUCUGUCCCACUUCAGAGCACCUUCAGGGGACCGUCCCAUACUCCUGGCCCAGCCCAAGUCAAAUCAAAAUCCCUGCUCCUGAGAAGUACAAUGGAAAGAAGGGUCCUGCAGCCAAAUCCUUUAUCCAAGAUUGCAACACAUACUUCCUCAGCAUGCUGCUUCCUUCCCUUCUGA
Rhizoctonia solani is the source of this 522-nucleotide messenger RNA. RefSeq names its product Retrotransposon-derived protein PEG10. The record is from RefSeq and is a predicted model, not a curated record. Bases 1 to 522 code for a protein of 173 amino acids. The transcript has a single exon. NCBI's taxonomy places the organism in Eukaryota, Fungi, Basidiomycota, Agaricomycetes, Cantharellales, Ceratobasidiaceae.